Rosa chinensis is the source of this 2404-nucleotide messenger RNA. RefSeq names its product protein trichome berefringence-like 7. The transcript has 4 exons. Gene Ontology annotation, cellular component: Golgi apparatus. NCBI's taxonomy places the organism in Eukaryota, Viridiplantae, Streptophyta, Magnoliopsida, Rosales, Rosaceae. The coding region runs from base 640 to 2004 and encodes 454 amino acids. Gene Ontology annotation, molecular function: O-acetyltransferase activity. The record is from RefSeq and is a predicted model, not a curated record.
UGAGAAAUGGGAUGUGGAAAUAAUAUCGGUAGAAUGUUUCUUUCUUUCAUUCUCUUCAACCAACUCCGAUCUCUUUUAUGUCCAAAAACCCACUACGUAAACCAAAUCUCUCUUCACCUGCGACUGCUCUACACCAAACUCUCAAGCUCGGGUUAUCUUCAGACUCUUCCCGGUAGGUUUUCUCAAUUUCUUUACCACCCAAAUAGGUUCUCUCUGUGAACGUAGCCGAUAUAUAUAUAUAUUGAUGGCCAGUACAUCCAUGAUUUUUGCUCUUCUUUGGUUUUAACAUCUGGAUAUGUUUUUCUUGAGAUUUGAGUUAUGCCCAUUUGGUUUUUUUUUCAUCAUUGCUCUAAUGGGUUCUGAUCAGAAGAUGGUUCUGAGCCACCAUUGAUAAGUUCAUAUUAGCUUUGCUAUUUUGAUUGGACAAGAUGCUUUUACCGGACAUUGUUGUGUUUGGGAUUCAUACUGAUCCGGUUUGCUAUGUGAGAUCUUGGAAUUGACUGUAAUGAUUUUAAUGUGAUAGCAAGUUACAUGGUAGUUAUGAAGCUUUUUUUGAGUAUAAAGGUAUUGUUACUGUGGAUCUUGAUUCAAUAAUUAUCUGGAUAAGGGGAUCAGAUAUUAUGAACAUUGGUGGUAUGGAUGAUGGAGACAAUGAGCAAUUCAGGUAGGACUACGUCGUUCAGCCCGACUACAUCAUUCAAUAGGAGCACAUCAUUCAAUAGAAGUACAUCAUUCAAAUCAAGAACCCCGACUGUAGCAAGCCCAACCGUCAGUCAAUCUAGCUGGGUGUCGCGGGUUACUCCAUUUAGCUGGGUCUCGCGUUGGUUUCACACACUCAUAGUGAUUUUCACAUUCAUUUCGUUUCUCAUUGCCGUUUAUGGGGGUUAUCUAUAUGUGAUGCCAAGUCUCAACCUGACUUUUCAUGGUUAUGGUGUUUUGGAACCUGCUCAGUCGAUAAGCAGUUGCAAUAUGUUUGAUGGAAGUUGGGUUGUUGAUGAUAAUUACCCAUUGUACAAUGCUACAGAGUGUCCCUUUGUGGAGCAGGGGUUCAAUUGUUUGGCUAAUGGUCGAAGAGAUAAGGAUUAUCUGAAAUAUAGGUGGAAACCCAAUAAUUGUGAUAUACCAAGAUUUAAUGUGCAGAGUAUAUUGGACAAGCUUAGAGGAAAAAGAGUUGUUUUUGUGGGGGAUUCUAUGAGUAGAACACAGUGGGAGUCACUAAUUUGCUUGCUCAUGACUGGGGUGGAGGAUAAGAAGAGUGUCUACGAAGUCAACGGGAAUAAGAUUACCAAACAGAUCAGAUAUCUGGGUGCUCGCUUCAGUUCCUUCAAUUUUACUGUCGAGUUCUUUCGAUCAGUUUUCCUGGUUCAACAGCGUUGGAUGCCUAGACAUGCUCCAAAGAGGGUCAAGUCUAUACUAAAGUUGGACAAGUUAGAUGACAUUAGCAAUCAGUGGAUUAAUUCAGAUGUUCUGAUAUUCAACACGGGACAGUGGUGGGUUCCAGGAAAACUCUUUGACACGGGUUGCUAUUUCCAGGUUGGAAACUCACUAAAGCUUGGAAUGUCAAUUCCUACUGCCUUUAGAACAGCACUGGAUACUUGGGCAGCUUGGGUUGAGGAAAAGAUCGCCACUAACAGAACUCAUGUCUUUUUUCGGACUUUUGAGCCCUCUCACUGGAGUGAUCCAACUCGUAGAUUUUGCAAUGUGACCGAUCACCCCAUGUUAGACACCAGCGGUAGGGACAGAAGCAUAUUUUCAGACACUGUACAUGAGGUGGUCAAGAAUAUGACAGUUCCUGUAGCCGUUCUUCAUGUGACUUCCAUGUCAUCUUUCCGAAGUGAUGCACAUGUCGGUAACUGGAGUGAUAAACCAUCUGUUCCUGAUUGUAGCCACUGGUGUCUUCCAGGAUUACCUGAUGUAUGGAAUGAAAUCAUCCUCUUUUACCUGUUUAAUGACAAAGGGCUUUCUUUUCUAGAGGGAUUCGAGCCUUGGCAUUCUGGUGGAUAGGGUGAGGUUGGAAUAAAACCUAGGUUCACAGCUUAAUAACAAAGAUGAUGAAAAAAUGGAGUCUUUCUGAAGCUGAAACUUUUAGUUUUUUUCAUCUGAACGUACAGGACUUACCAUACUUCUACAUUCGUCUCAUCCUCUAAAGACAGUGUCACUGGGUUCUUUAAACAAUAUGGAGAGAAUUACACCUACUCAACAGUUUUGUAGCAAGAUCUCACACUAGUGUUUUUCUAUUUUUUUAUAUUUUGUAUGAAUUUCAUUCUUUCUGGGUUCUUUUGUAUUUUUUGAGGGACUAAACUUGGUCUCUGAGAUGUAACAGUUUUGAUUGUUGUGAUUCAAAUACGAUCUGUUCUCCACAGAAGUGUAGGGGAAAUAUGCAAUGAAAUCAAAGAUUUCGUCA